This is a messenger RNA of Portunus trituberculatus (swimming crab), 3716 nucleotides long. RefSeq names its product importin-11-like (gene Impbeta11). The record is from RefSeq and is a predicted model, not a curated record. Gene Ontology annotation, molecular function: small GTPase binding. The transcript has 9 exons. Gene Ontology annotation, biological process: protein import into nucleus. NCBI's taxonomy places the organism in Eukaryota, Metazoa, Arthropoda, Malacostraca, Decapoda, Portunidae. Gene Ontology annotation, cellular component: cytosol; nuclear envelope. The coding region runs from base 2 to 2899 and encodes 965 amino acids.
CAUGAGUGGAGGGAAGGAGCUGGUGCUGGAAACCCUGAGACGGGCCACCAGUCAAGAGGCGGAGGUCUUCAAGCCAGCAGAACAACAGCUGCAGCUUUGGGAGACUGAGCCAGGCUUUUACUCUACUUUGGUGGAGAUUUUUUCCGAGUACAGCCUGGAGGUGAACGUGCGGUGGUUAGCUGUGCUCUACUUCAAGAAUGGGGUUGACAGAUACUGGAGAAAGACUGCACCCAAGGCCAUCUCAGAGGAGGAAAAGGGCCGUAUUCGGUGUGGCCUCCUGCACAACCUGAGGGAGCCAGUUUCCCAGGUGGCCAUCCAGUUGGCUGUCCUCAUUGCCAAAAUAGCCCGUGUGGACUGUCCCCGAGAGUGGCCGGAGCUUCUGCCCUCACUGAUCGAGGCCGUGAAGAGCAACGAUGACAUUGUGCGGCACCGCUCUCUGCUCACACUCCACCAUGUCAUCAAGCAGCUGGCGUCCAAGAGGCUCGCUGCCGACAGACGCACAUUUCAGGAACUUACAAACCAGAUGUUUUUGUUCUUGUUGGAGCUGUGGCGCCUCCAGACAGAAACUUUUCUGUCUGCUGGUGGGCAGGACAUGGAGAGGACUCUUCCCAGUCUGGAACUGUCACAUUUGACCCUCAAGAUUUUACGGAAGCUUGUCAUUCAUGGCUUCAAAAAGCCUGAGGAGAGUGAAGAUGCUAUUAUGUUUUUGAAAAGCAUAUUUGAACAAGUGAAGGUAAUGUUGACAUUUAGGAAACAAAAUGAAAGCAAUGACCAUGUCAAAACAGUUUCAGAGAAAUACAUUGUACUUUUGAUAAAGGUCUUGAGAGACAUGCUGGAAGACUACCCAUUUUCCUAUGUACAGUUCAUUAAGCCCACUUUGGAGCUGGCAGUGUUUUAUGUAUUUACUCCAAAUGGUGAUGGACUUCUUUUUGAAAGAUUCAUAGUGCAGUGUAUGAAUUUGAUCAAAGCCAUUCUGUUGUGUCCUGAAUACAAACCUUGUAAAGUUGUGGAAGACACCAAGAACCCCCAGACUCUGGAAGCCUUCAGAAUCAAAUCCAGCUUCUUCACUAACACAGUGCUGGCAGGAAUGUGUCACAAGCUCAUCUCACACCACUUCUUACUCACACCAGAAGAUCUGGAAGUGUGGGACUCAGACCCUGAGGGCUUCUGCAUAGAGGUGGAGGGUGGCGAGUCGUGGAAGUACAGCCUCCGGCCGUGUACCGAGACGCUGUUUGUGUCACUGUUCCACGAGUACCGUAGUGCCCUCACUGCUGUGCUGAUGGAGAUGGUGCAGUCCUCCCAUAACCCUGUGGACCCCAGUGACUUCAUGGGCAUCCUGCAGAAGGAUGCUGUGUACAAUGCUGUGGGUCUGGCAGCGUUUGAGCUCUUUGACGACAUAGACUUUGACCAGUGGUUCACGACUUUCCUCAUCAAUGAGCUCAAGGUUAAGGACUCCAACUAUCGCAUCAUACGCCGGCGAGUCAUCUGGCUCAUCGGACAGUGGACGCGGGUCAAGUUUUCCCCGGAGCACCGGCCGACGCUGUACGAGGCUUGCAUUCACCUGCUGGCCGCUGAGGAAGACUUUGUGGUGCGGCUCAGUGCGGCCAUGACCCUCAAGCACUCCAUGGACGAUUUUGAGUUUGAUUCGGAUCAGUUCAUGCCUUACCUGCCCACCAUCUUUGGCCUCCUCUUCAACCUUCUUAAAGAAGCUCAUGAGUGUGACACAAAGAUGCAGGUUCUGCAUGUGAUGUCCUUCAUGAUCGAGGUGGUGGCUGUGGGGAUCCAGCCCCACGUUGCCCCUCUGGCUCAGUAUCUGCCCGGCCUGUGGAGCGAGUCUGCUGACCAUAACAUGCUGAGGUGUGCCAUACUCACCACCUUGGUUCACAUAGUCACUUGGCUCAUGCAAGAAAGUGAACGACUGCACGAGUUUUUGAUCAACAUUAUCCGAGUGUCGACGGAUGUUGGGGAGGAUUGCCACGUGUAUUUGCUGGAGGAUGGAUUACAGCUGUGGCUCACCACACUUGAGAACACUGCUCAUCCACAUGAUGCUCUCCUUCGUCUCUAUGAGAACAUGAUGCCACUACUGGAACUCUCCACUGAAAACCUGAAACUGUGUCUGCAGAUCACCACAGCAUACACACUGCUCUGCCCUCAGCAGUUCCUGGCAUUGUAUGGCACACGCCUCAUCGAAACCUUCCGGUCCAUGCUGACUGACCUCAAGAAUGAUGGAAUAGUUCUGGUGCUGCGGUCAGUGGAGAUGAUCCUGCGGGUGCUGCCCACGGAGGGAGCCACGCUGCUCCAGCCACUGCUGCUGGCCAUGAUGAAGGUGGUGGCCGAGGGGGACAAGUACCCCAUGGUAAUGUCCAUGUACCUGUCAGUGGUGGCAAGACUUGUGCUGUAUGCUGAGCCCAUCUUCACCUGGAUUGUUAAUCAGGCUGCCACCAAUGAGAACACCACCCCUGAGGAGAUGUUGGAACACAUCACUAGUAUGUGGGCUGACAAAUUGGCCUUGGUGUCUUCUGAGGAGCGACGCAAACUGUGCGCCCUUGGCCUGGCUUACUUGUGUGGCUCUGGGUGGCCACCGGUCAUGAAGGUGUGGCCUGCAGCUAUCACCGCCAUUGUUGAGGUGGUGUAUGAUGUCACUGUGGAAGACUCUACUCAAGAUAAGCUGGUGAUCAAUGGUGGACGGAUGGCGUAUGUUGUACUGGGGACGGAACACACUAUGCGGCAGCAGGCAGUGGAGCAGCGUGAUCCUGUGUACACCACGUCCCUCAGGGAAUUCCUGGGCCAGCAGAUGAAGCGGCUGCAGGAGAGCACCAGUCCGGCAACCAUCAUGACGCUGGCCCAAGAUCUCGAAGAAGGCUGCCGCAAGGUUCUGGAGGAGGUGACGGUUCAGUGAUGCUUCUAUUCUUGGGCUGCAGUGUAAAAGAUUUAUUCCUUUUUGAUCCCUAAUGCUGCUGUGAUUAUUUCCAAACUUUACACGUAAGAAAGAAAUGUGCUUUGAAGUUAAGUUCCUUGAAUUGUUCUUCCAUUAAGAUCCAACCAACACUUACUUACUUACACAACCCCUUUCUUUGGUUUAUCAUGAAAGGGAACAAUGAAAGUUGGUCCUAAUUUUGAAUAUGAUAUUCAUAGUUGCACUAGAUAACACUGACAAAAAAUAUAGGUCAAUAGAUUUUGCUGCAUCUAUACUGAAAUUGUACAUGCAUAUAUGCAUAUAUAUAUAUAUAUUUAUAUAUAUAUAUAUUUACAAUAAAUAAACUACAUAACUAAAUUUUCUAUGUAUUCAAUUGACCACCAUGUAACGUAAGCUAGCCAAGAAAUAAACAUUUUUAGGAGAGUGAAGGCAAGUCUCACUCAGCAGCAGCCUAUUUGGCAAGUUCCUAAUUUUUGUUAUGUUAGUUUUUUUGAUCUAUGUAUAUGUAUGUGUGUAUUAGCACAUCUAAAGCAGGAAAGGAGCACAUGUUGAUUUACCUAAAAACAUAUGCAAUUAGACAUAAAUUGUACUGUACUUCUUAAUAUUAAUUUAACCUCUGACUCUGUAAAGAUUUGUGAGUUUCCAUUUAUUCUUUAGUUUUUGUAUUUUAAUGCAAAAUCAUUAUGUGAAUAUUGUCUGCAAGUGGCACUGGAUAUGCAGGUAAUAUGAUUUACCUUCUGUAUGAAAAUUAUGCAUAUUUUUUGAAGUUUAUGAAUAAAAUGAAAUUAUGGAGAUAUUA